Molecule: messenger RNA, 519 nt
Organism: Abrus precatorius (Indian licorice)
Lineage: Eukaryota; Viridiplantae; Streptophyta; Magnoliopsida; Fabales; Fabaceae
Product: serine/threonine-protein phosphatase 7 long form homolog
Exons: 1
Coding region: 1-519 (172 amino acids)
Biological process (GO): meristem maintenance; meristem development
Source: RefSeq, a predicted model, not a curated record
AUGGUUUCAUCUUCUUCGCAAGGUCUAGUGAUUAAUCCAAGCCCAAAGAAUCCAUCAUUAUUGCAUUUUCAAAGUAUACAUGUGUCUGAACACAUUUGGGAUGGUCGAGAGCAUCUAGUGAUGAAGGUUAAGAAGUGUCAGUUUAUACCAGCUGGCCUAGACGGUGUUUCCGCAGAGAUUUUACCACAUUUAGAGAUGGAUGACUUUGCUGGAGUGGCGCAACUUGCCAACUUUCCAUUGGAUAGACAUUUGAUCACCCCAUUGGUUGAGAGAUGGAGGCCUGAGACACACACGUUUCAUAUGCCACUAGGAGAGUGCAUCAUAACGCUUCAAGAUAUAGCCAUACAGAUAGGUCUUCGGGUUGAUGGACUUUCAGUAUUUGCAGCGACUAGCGGUAAUUGGCCGCAGAUAGUUGAGGACAGUUUAGGUAUUAGGCCACCACCAGAGGUUUUUGUGGGGAGCAGCUUGAAGCUUUGUUGGUUAGACCAACAUUUUACUGACGUUGCUAUGCAUAAUUAG